Messenger RNA from Petromyzon marinus (sea lamprey), 2280 nucleotides. The record is from RefSeq and is a predicted model, not a curated record. NCBI's taxonomy places the organism in Eukaryota, Metazoa, Chordata, Hyperoartia, Petromyzontiformes, Petromyzontidae.
GAAGGCUACACGGGGGGGGGGACACCUUUGUCUUUGUGCGCAGGGUGGAACGCGGCCACCGCUUCAGCAACUGGGCGCGAACCUUCACGUGUCGCCCAGAGCUCUUCUUCACGCCCAGCAGCGAGGGCCGAGAUCCGAGACGUGCUGGCCCAGGCGCGUGGUGCCGGGCGCCACGUGAAGGUGGUUGGGCUGGGCACUCCCCCCUCUGACAUCGCCUGCACCGAGGACUUCAUGGUCAGCCUGGAGCGCUUCAACAGGGUGCUGCAGGUGGACCAAGAGUCUCGGCGCGUCACCGUCCAGGCCGGUGCGAUGCUGAGUGAUCUGAACGAGGAACUCGCCAAACACGGACUAGCCCUCUCCAAUAUCGGGGCGGUGUCUGACGUCACGGUGGGCGGGGUGAUUGGCACCGGGACCCACAACACGGGGGCAGCGCACGGCAUCCUCCCCACUCAGGUCUGUGCGCUGUCUCUGAUGCUGGCGUCGGGCGAGGUGGUGAGCGUGAGCGCGGAGUCGAACCGGGACCUGCUGAGUGCGGUGCGCGUGCACCUGGGCGCGCUCGGCGUGGUGCUCACCGUCUCGCUGCAGUGCGUGGCCGCGUUCCGCCUCGCCCAGCGCACCUUCCCCAGCACGCUGGCCGAGGUGCUGGGUGAGCUGGACACUCACCUGUCGCGCUCCGAGUUCUUCAAGUUCUUCUGGUUCCCCUACACCGACCACGUGACCGUGUUCUACAUCGACCGCACCGACCAGCCCAUCAAGAAUCCCCGCAGCUGGUUCUGGGACCGUUUGGUCGGUUACUACCUGUUCGAGUUCCUGCUGUGGCUCAGCGUCCUCGUGCCGCGCCUCGUGCCGUGGAUCAACCGCGUGGCGUUCCGUGCGCUCUUCUCGGGGCGCACGGAGCGCGUGGACCGCAGCGACCGCAUUUUCAACUUCGACUGCCUCUUCCUGCAGCACGUGCAGGACUGGGCCCUGCCCCGCGAGCGAGCCGGCUGGGCGCUCACCCAGCUGUCGCGUUGGGUGCAGGCGACGCCGAGCGUCCCCGCCCACGUCCCCGUCGAGGUCCGCUUCGCGCGCGCCGAUGACAUCCUGAUGAGCCCCUGUAGCGGGCGAGACUCGUGCUACAUCAACAUCAUCACCUACAGGCCCUAUAACCGCGAGGCCGAGCGUGAUGCGUACUGGGCGGCCUACGAGGACAUCAUGCGCCGGGCAGGGGGGCGCCCCCACUGGGCUAAGGCGCAUGGAUGCACCGCAGAGGAUCUGUCACGCAUGUACCCGGGCCUAGAGGAAUUCGCUCGACUCCGCUCCCGCCUGGAUCCCCACGGCCUCUUCCUCAACCCGUACCUGCAGCGCGUGUUCACGGGGGCGGGGGAGGAAGAGGGCGAGCAGAGGGACGCGCGGGAAGGAAGGCAACCUGCCCACUGAUCCUAGUCUCAUAGUAACCCACCGAUCACUCUCCCCUCUCUCUGAUCCCACCCUCCCACUGAUCCCACCCUCACACGGAUGCCACCCGCACACGGAUCAGAAUCGGAAUCUUCAUUGAGACUGGAGGAAUCCGACAAACUAUAAAGCUCUUUUUCACAGAUGUCCAGUAGGUACGAGUGGUAAAAUGACAAUGAGUCGAGGAAUAGUGCACAGCAGUAGAUGACUUUUCUCCAGGUCACUGAAGAGACAUAGUAGUGGUUUUGUUGGGUUAGAUCGCGUAAAUAUAUAAAUGUUGUGUCGUUAAAACCCGCCACCACCCGACACAGCCAACUAGUAAGGGUUGUCGCGUAAAGAGAACGUGGCCAAUUCGUCACUAGUACAGCACCACCGGUGUGUUGGAGAGCCAAGCCACAACAUUUACAAUCUGAGUCCGACGUUUCGCCAGUAAUUACAACUAGCUUCAUCAAGCGACAGCCAGAUUUGUAGUUCAUGUACCUUCGGUAAGUGAGAGAUUGAAAAUGAGGGCGAGGGGUUUAUAGACGAGAUCUGCCAUAUCUACAAGUGGAAACGCAAGCAGCUCGUCUCCUCCCGCAGACGACGAUGUCUCCAUUGAUGCGAGCUUACGCAGUAGGUCCAGUUCAGAUAUGGGACGAAACGAGAAGUAGAGACGAUGACACUUUCACUCACGUUUUUUUUUUUGUCAGAGGAAGAUGUGAGAGAUGUGAACAGCGGUGGUGUUUUGUUAAAGAUAUAUAUCCUGCUGAUCCAAAUCGAGAAUUAAAUCCAUUGACCUAUGGACAAUGGUCCCAAGCUCACACUGAUCUGAUUAAGGCCCUGGCUUCCCUCAAUAAAAAAAUAAAU